CUGCUCCCCGGGCUUCGGAGCUGCGCUCCAAUGCCCCCGAGCGGCCAUGAGCGCCCCGCACUGGUGGGACCAGCUGCGCGCUGGCAGCUCGGAGGUGGACUGGUGCGAGGACAACUACACCAUCGUGCCUGCCAUCGCCGAGUUCUACAACACGAUCAGCAACGUCUUGUUUUUCAUUUUACCGCCCAUCUGCAUGUGUUUGUUUCGUCAGUACGCAACAUGCUUCAACAGUGGAAUCUACCUAAUAUGGGCCCUUUUAGUUGUAGUGGGAAUUGGAUCCGUCUACUUCCAUGCAACCCUUAGUUUCCUGGGUCAGAUGCUUGAUGAACUUGCUAUCCUCUGGGUUUUGAUGUGCGCAUUGGCCAUGUGGUUUCCUAGAAGGUAUCUUCCAAAGAUUUUUCGGAAUGACAGGGGCAGGUUCAAGAUGGUGGUCUGCGUCCUGUCUGCGGUCACAACAGGCCUCGCGUUUGUCAAGCCCGCCAUCAACAGCAUCUCACUGAUGUCCCUGGGGCUGCCUUGCACCGCGCUGCUCAUCGCAGAACUCAAGAGGUGUGACAACGUGCGCGUGUUUAAGCUGGGCCUCUUCUCUGGCCUCUGGUGGACCCUCGCCCUCUUCUGCUGGAUCAGUGACCGGGCGUUCUGCGAGCUGCUGUCGGCCUUCCACUUUCCCUACCUGCACUGCGUGUGGCACAUCCUGAUCUGCCUGGCCGCCUACCUGGGCUGCGUGUGCUUCGCCUACUUUGAUGCCGCCUCCGAGAUCCCCGAGCAAGGCCCCGUCAUCAAGUUCUGGCCCAGUGAGAAAUGGGCCUUCAUCGGCGUCCCCUACGUGUCCCUCCUGUGCGCGAAGAAGUCGCCGGUGAAGAUCACGUGACGGCCAGCAGGCUUGGCCGCUGACCCUCCCCGGCGCGGGGCUUCGCUGGAGGGCCAACACGGGCUGCCUGGUGGCGGAGUUG
Molecule: messenger RNA, 953 nt
Organism: Sorex fumeus (smoky shrew)
Lineage: Eukaryota; Metazoa; Chordata; Mammalia; Eulipotyphla; Soricidae
Gene: ACER2
Product: alkaline ceramidase 2
Exons: 6
Coding region: 47-871 (274 amino acids)
Biological process (GO): ceramide metabolic process
Cellular component (GO): membrane
Molecular function (GO): hydrolase activity, acting on carbon-nitrogen (but not peptide) bonds, in linear amides
Source: RefSeq, a predicted model, not a curated record